Molecule: messenger RNA, 1483 nt
Organism: Paramacrobiotus metropolitanus
Lineage: Eukaryota; Metazoa; Tardigrada; Eutardigrada; Parachela; Macrobiotidae
Exons: 2
Coding region: 245-1018 (257 amino acids)
Source: RefSeq, a predicted model, not a curated record
AGCGUACAUUUCUAUGAGCAUUUCGUGCAAGCAGCCCACCGUUAAUCAGUACUCCAAGCUGUAAACAAUUUUAUAACAGAACCGCGGUUGUGCUGACGAUAUUGUGGACUAACAAGCUUUUCGCGAGUAUACAGAACUUCAGCGUACAUUUCUGCAGACAGUACUGCAGGAAGAAAACAAUUUUUAUUAUUCGAAUUUUCUAACGAUCUGGUGUCCGGAACCACGUUUACGCCGCGUUGUCCCUAUGGAGCAGUUGACAGUGACGGUUACACAGCAUGAGUCUGGCAGCGGCCAUGCGAUAUGGGCACCGGCCACCAUAGUCAGCCAGGAUCCGAUAAAUGAGACCCAGCCUGACCCAGCCGUCGAGGGUGUCCGCCGGCGCAUACUGCUGACCAUCGCCAUCCAGACCGUCAUCAUUGUCACCGUCGGCAUUCUUAUCGUCGCUCUGGCGCCCACUGUCUUGCCCGUGGCGUCCGUUCCGGUCAGCGUGUACCUCAUCGGCGGCGUUCUCAUCCUGACAUCCCUCGUCAGCGCACUGAGCGCCUAUCGUGUCUACACCAUCCAAUCCAUCGGCGACUCCCACACCUCCGCCGACCUGAUCGAAGCCCUGUCGUCCAUGAAGGUGCAGGAUGCCAAGCGGUUCCCCGUGCUGUACGCUUUCCGCCACUACAACUACGCGCUAUUGGGCGAGCUGGGCGGCAGCGUGAUCGGUGUCGGCAGCGAAAUCCCGGGGGAUCUUCAGAGCGGCCAAGUGGCCAGUAUUAAGUGGCCGCUCAUCGCGUUCGGUGCCGCGUUCGUCCUACUGGUGGCCUGUAUUAUCUAUAAUUUUGUCGCGGCGGACGGCUACGCAAAGGAACUCCAGGCGAAACGCCGGGAUUUCUUUUCCUUCGAGGAAAUGCACCGCCGACAGAUGGAGCAAGGCGCUGCCGGGGCGCCGGUUACAUUCGAACCUUUACCGGCGCAUCUUCCUGUGUCUUCCCCGGAGGAGACACUGCAGACCGUUCUUCGUAAUAAUUAAAUGUUCAGGACCGUCCAAUGAUCUUUGACAUUUUUCAUUUCACUCACAAGCUUUGUACAGUCCGUAAGUUGGGCUGUAUAAUAAAACUGUUAAUUAAUUUCAUCAAGGUUUGGUCAGUCAUAUAAUUGCAAUUCAUGUGGAUUAUUUUGCGUGAAAUCCUUUUUUAUUUUUGUUGAACGAUGCCGAAUGGCGCCAUUUGCUGCGGUUGGUUCGCUGUUGGAUUUCUUACUUACCUCGGUGCUGAUAAUUCUCGUGGUUUUCACACAAGCUUGCCUACAAGCUUGUCCCGUAACUUCGUUAAGGUCCAGAUAGUACGUAUUGUGAUGAUGCACGAAUUACGAGACAAGCUUGUCUGUUGUACCGGCCUCUUGCACUCAAGGCAGAUUGUACGCUUGUUACGCAGAUGCCCGCUAGAUGGGUACAUUGUACUGUGGCCGUUAACGCGCAUUUUUAAAAAAGCGAAAA